This is a messenger RNA of Lycium ferocissimum, 880 nucleotides long. Its product is annotated as peroxisomal membrane protein 11-4. Gene Ontology annotation, cellular component: peroxisomal membrane. Lineage: Eukaryota; Viridiplantae; Streptophyta; Magnoliopsida; Solanales; Solanaceae. The coding region runs from base 99 to 776 and encodes 225 amino acids. The transcript has a single exon. Gene Ontology annotation, biological process: regulation of peroxisome size; peroxisome fission. The record is from RefSeq and is a predicted model, not a curated record.
UUUAACAAUAACAACUUUUCUAUCAAAGAUAGCCCACUAAGCUCUCUCCCCAAGCAGAGCAACCAAAAAACUUCAGCCCCUAUUAGCUCUAGCUAGCCAUGAAUGACAAAGUGGACAAGUUGGUAAUUUUCUUGGCAAAGAGAGAUGGAAUCGACAAGCUCGUCAAGACUUUCCAGUACGUCUCCAAGCUCGUAAAUUGGCACGUCGAGACGACGUACCCUGACAUAGCCACUCGAGCCAAGCAAUGGGAAGUGGCCUCUGGCCUUAGCCGAAAAGCCUUCCGGAGUGGUCGAUUCCUCACGGGAUUCAACGCCCUCCGGAGGACCCCGGGCACAUCCCGGGGUUUCAGGUUGCUAGCCGUUCUCGCCAAUUCGGGGGAAAUGGUCUAUUUCUUCUUUGACCAUUUCCUCUGGCUGGCGAGAAUCGGAGUUCUUGAUGCCAGAUAUGCGAAAAGGAUGAGCUUUAUUUCUGCAUUUGGUGAGUCUGUUGGAUACGUGUUUUUCAUUAUCGCGGAUUUUAUCCUCAUAGCAAGGGGAUUAAAAGCAGAAAGGAAGCUUUUGAUUGAAGAGGAGGAGUCUAAGGAAACAGAAGGGGAAAUCAAGAAAAUUAGAAUGGAUAGAAUUAUGAGAUUGAUGGCUGUGGCUGCUAAUAUAGCUGACCUUAUAAUUGCCUUAGCUGAAAUUGAACCAAAUCCAUUCUGUAACCAUACUGUUACUUUAGGCAUUAGUGGCUUGGUUUCUGCAUGGGCUGGUUGGUAUAGAAACUGGCCCUCAUGAGCAUAACUCAGAUUGAUGAAAAAUUUCAAAAGUGUAUCAUAUGAAUGUAACAACCUUCAGUUAUAUAUGAUCAGCGCACGCUGUAAAGUUGCAAUUUACAACUA